Messenger RNA from Argiope bruennichi, 1318 nucleotides. RefSeq names its product alpha-tocopherol transfer protein-like. Gene Ontology annotation, molecular function: phosphatidylinositol bisphosphate binding. The record is from RefSeq and is a predicted model, not a curated record. Gene Ontology annotation, cellular component: membrane. The coding region runs from base 245 to 1135 and encodes 296 amino acids. NCBI's taxonomy places the organism in Eukaryota, Metazoa, Arthropoda, Arachnida, Araneae, Araneidae. The transcript has 7 exons.
AUUGAAUAAAUUGUGCUCCUAGCCCAAACAGCUUUUGAAAUUUCUACAAAAAUUGGAAAGUUCCCGUGUCGAUUUGCAACGCUGACUUUCUCAGAGACUGACGGAGUGAGUUGUUCAGCAUCAACAACUGUAAUCAACAGAGGAUAUCCUAUAAAAGGAAAGAAUAAAUAUUGGAUCUUAUUAAUCAUUUAAAUCUUCGUUUUUGAGGCAUAAGAGAAAGAAAGGAUCUUUUGGUUGAUUAAAAAUGUUUGAGAGGAAUCCCGAUACUGCAAUGAUAGGCAAAGAGAUAUUACCAUUUGAAGUGGGGUAUCUUCCAGAAUUUUUUCAGAAAAAAGCCGAAGCGGAGCUUAACGAAUCACAGGAACGGAAGACAGAAAAGCUGGUUGAAUUGAAGAAAUUACUGAGUGAGGAUAAACACUCCAAGAAUCUCAUCUUUUUUGAUGAGUUCCUCAUCCAGUUCUUGCGAGUCAAAAAGUACAACGCAGAAAAAGCAUUCCAACAAUUAAAGUCGUACAUUAUACUAAGAAAGAAAAAUCCGAAUAUGUUUGUGGAUCUCUCCUUCGAUUCUGUUGUCAAAACAGUUAACAAUGAUAUUAUAUACGUUCUACCUUGGAGAUGUCAUAAUGGAUGUGCCAUUAUAGUUGUUGAACUUGAUCAUUGGGACCCUGACACAUUUUCCGUUGAGGAAGUGAAACGAGCACUUGUGACAUAUCUUCUCGGCUCUCUUCGGGAUCCUAUGACACAAGUGAAUGGCUUCAAGGUCAUCUUGGAUGUCAAAAGUAAUCCGAUGAAACAUUUGAGACAUUGCACACCAAGUAAUUUACACCUUAUAUACCAUGGCGCUCAGCAAGUUUGUCCUGUCAGAUACAAAGAAGUUCAUAUAAUAGAUGAUUCAGUGGUGUUCAGAACAGUUUGGGCCAUCAUUAAACAUUUUCUGUCAGCAAAAAUUAGAAGCAGGGUUGUGCAUCAUGAGAGUCCUAAGACGCUAGUAAAUUAUUUUCCCCGUUCCGUUCUGCCUAAAAAAUUCGGAGGAGAUUUGGAAAAUUACGACAUGUCAGAUUGGCUCCGAAGGUCUAUGGUGCCUGAGAAAGUGGCUACAAUAGGAGGAGUAAGAAACUGGCCCUCUAAAAAUUAAGAAACAAUAAGAUUAGAAUAUGAAACAAACUUUUUCAUAUUUAUUCAAUCAAUAUUCAAAUACGUUCUGAAAGAACAAAAACAAUUUCCUUGUUGAAAUCUGUAGGUGUGUGGUUUAUAUGUUGAACAUUUAUUUCUCAAUACAUAUCAUUUUAUUUUCGUUUCAAAUAAAAUUUCAAUGCAA